AUGGCCGGUGUCACGAUUGCAGUCGGGGGAAGAUGGCGAGAGAUUGAGAGUCAAAAUCAGGAGCUCUCAUCGGAGUUGGCUGAGUGCCAGAAGGAGCUUGCCACCAGGGGGAAAACCGAGCAGGAUCUUUGCCAAAGGCUUCUUGCUGCAACAUCCCGAAGUAGUUCUUUGCAGGCUGAGGCGCGCACUCAGCAGGACGAAAUCUUCGCAAUGCAGGCGUCAUUGGAUUGCGCUGAUGCGGCCCGCACAGAGAUGAGUGCUGCAAUGUCUGUGGCGGAUGUGCAGAAAGAAGAGCUCGUGUCCGCAAAAGAUGCUUUGACGGAAGAGUGCCAGCGGCUGCGCGAUGCGCUAUCGCGCGUGCUGCAGGAACAUUCGCAAGUCAAAGCAGAGCUGGCAGCAAGGGAACAAGGCCUCUCUUUGGAAAGCAGCUUGAGAAGGAAAGCAGAAGCCAAAAAUCAACACCAGGAGGCUGAACUCCAGAUGCUGCAGGGCAGGUAUGACAAGCAGAGCACCCAUGUGCAGCUCUUGCUGCGGGAAAAGGAGCGGCUUUGGAGCCAGCUCAGCCGCUCGCGGCAAGACAAACGUGAAGACACCAAAGUGGCCAAAGAAAAAGCCACUGAAGUGAAGGCCAAGGAAAACUGCAAGCCUCGGCCCAAGAGCUGCCCCAAAGCUCCUCUGCGCAGUGAUCGCUCGCUUCUUUCUGCGGAUCUGGAGAGAAAGCUGUGGCACGCACAGAAGGUGGAAGCACUGCCGAUGGGAGAUCAGGCACGUUCCAGCCAGGAUGGCGAGGUGCGGGAAGAGGUAGAUGUCCGAGGAGAUGACAGAACGGAUGGCAGCAGGUGCCACGUGGGCCAUCUGCGGCGUUGGUUUUCCGCAGAGGGCCAGGCAUAUGGCUUUGUGAGCUGCUCCCUUGGCGACGUCUUGCUGCUUCCGGAGCCCCAGGAUGCGGGCACAUUUCACGAGGGCCAGGUGCUGCGUUUUGAAGUCUGCGCGGAGGACUGGGGCCUGAAGGCGUUGAACGCGCGCCCCAUCACCUCCCAAGAGCAGGAGCGGAUUGGCGAGCGAUUGGAGCAGGACGGUCUUCUUCCGUCGCUGCAGGUGACGGUUCUGCAUAGCCAGGCUGGGCAGGCGAGUAGUACGGCCAUGCAAGACAAUGGGAUGAUGCACAUGUACCAACAGCCUUACCAGCUGGGUACGAUGCAGCAGCAGCAGCAGCAACGACUGCAACAGCUGCAGCAGCAGCAGCAGGCACAGCAGCAGCAGCAGCAGCAUCAGCAGCAGCAUCAGCAGCAGUUGCAACACCAGCAGCAACAUCAUCCGCAACAGCAGAUGGUUCAGUCAGCUGUGAUGCCAUAUCCGCAGAUGCACGCCCGCCUUUUUCAGGUGCCUGCGCAGACGCUGACUGCGACUCACGGCUCGAACCCCACCAUCCUCCUGGAGCGACCUCCCAUGCUCGGAGAGUCCGUGCAGGAUUGCGCUCGAGCUCUGCGGUCUGGGCAAUGGCAGGGCCAGCGCGCGAACGCCUUCCCAAGGACCUUUGAGUCUACGGGUUCUUGGUAUGGCGCGCAGCUAGGCGUUGAAUUGGCCAACUGCGUGAUGGAGGUCUUCCAAGCCUUCGAUCAGCUUCAGCAGAUGCGGCAGCAGGAAGCCCAGUGGCAAGAGGAGCAGAUGAACUGGAGGUACCAAGGCCUCGAUGGGGCACUGGGUGAGUACUCGGGGGGGUCCGUACCGAUGUCAGGCGACUACUCGCAAGGCCAAACUUUGCAAUCCCUGAGCUGA
Molecule: messenger RNA, 1779 nt
Organism: Effrenium voratum
Lineage: Eukaryota; Dinophyceae; Suessiales; Symbiodiniaceae
Source: the annotation of a GenBank genome assembly